This is a messenger RNA of Tachysurus fulvidraco (yellow catfish), 1053 nucleotides long. It is a transcript of the gene c1h1orf35, whose product is annotated as chromosome 1 C1orf35 homolog. NCBI's taxonomy places the organism in Eukaryota, Metazoa, Chordata, Actinopteri, Siluriformes, Bagridae. The record is from RefSeq and is a predicted model, not a curated record. The coding region runs from base 132 to 965 and encodes 277 amino acids. The transcript is spliced from 8 exons.
UACAACGGAAACAGACGAGCCGGAAGUGUUACAGCUCCACCGAUACACGUGUAAAUAUACAUAUAUAUCUAACAUAUCUACCGAAAAAAAGCUUCUAUUAUUACUGAGAAACACGUGAAGAUUGGAGGAAGAUGUUCGGCUCUUCCAGAUCAGGAGGAGUGAGAGGGGGACAAGACCAGUUUAACUGGGACGAUGUGAAAGUGGACAAACACAGAGAGAACUAUCUGGGCAACUCUCUGAUGGCUCCAGUGGGACGCUGGCAGAAGGGAAAAGACCUGACGUGGUUUAAUAAAGACAAACAGAGCUCAGCGAAGCAGGCGAGAGAGCAGGAGCUACAAGCUGUGAGAGAAGCUGAGCACAACGCCAUGAUGGUGGCACUGGGUCAUAAGACAGUUCAGAAGCGUCCAGCCGGUCUGACGAAGGAGGAUCUGGUGGAGGUGUGUAGAAGAGAGGGAGACGGAGACGAACGAGACGUGGACCGAGUCUCCGGGCUGGGAAGCUCCAGUGGUGGAGGUCGCAGGAUGAUUUUAUCCAAACAGGAGAAGGAAGCGGUGAAAAUGGGCCUCCCGGUGUUUACUCAUCAUCAGGUGGCCGGAGGUGAAGCUGCAGCUGCCAAGAAAAGCGACGCACAGCAGAAAGAAGAAGAGUGUAAAAGCGACAGGACUGACGGCCAGAAGAAAAGUAAAAAGGAGAAAAAGAGCAAAAAGGAGAAAAAAAAGAAGAAAGAGAAGAAGAAGCGGAGCAGGAAAGAGUCGUCUCCUGACUCAGACACUGAGCGAAAAAGGCAUAAGCAGCACUACAGAGACCUUCAGAGUGAUUCUAGCCUAUCACAUGUCAGGCACAGAGGAUACAAUGCCUAUGACAAGCGCUCAGACUGUGGGUCAAAGGUCAGACAUCGAAGCCCCUCCUCUUUAGCCAGGGAUCGCCAACCGCAACGUCGCCAUGACACCGACUCAGACGACUGACGUUCUGGUGAAACAGCGAAUCCUGACAUUCCUCAUCUUAACACAGUUAAUUAGGGCAGUUGGGGGGGGGGGGGGGAUUUCUAAACCU